Messenger RNA from Babesia bigemina, 6471 nucleotides. RefSeq names its product U5 small nuclear ribonucleoprotein. The record is from RefSeq and is a predicted model, not a curated record. Lineage: Eukaryota; Apicomplexa; Aconoidasida; Piroplasmida; Babesiidae. Gene Ontology annotation, molecular function: ATP binding; nucleic acid binding. The transcript has 3 exons. Gene Ontology annotation, cellular component: nucleus. Bases 1 to 6471 code for a protein of 2156 amino acids.
AUGGCGGAGCAAUACGAGCGCUUCAAGCGUUUCGAGUACCGUACGAACUCCAACCUCGUGCUGCAACGCGAUGGGCACGGCCCUAAGGCAAACGAGGCUACCGGGGAGCCGGAGUCGCUCGCGACGCGGCUCAAGUACAAAAUGGGGGACAAAGUUACGUAUUCGGUGCCUAAGAGAACCACAGACAACAAGCGCCUCCACACGGUGGACACAAGUCGAGGACCGGCCAAACACAGGCGCACUAGACUGGAUCUCAAAAAAGGAGAAUCGGUGCUCAACGUGGACAUUACAGACAGCGGCUACUACGUGCCAUCCUCCCUCGCCACUCGCAACAAGUACGAGGAGAUUCUCAACCUUCUGCAGGAGACGCUGGUGGACCAGCCGCAGGAGGUGCUCAAGGGAGCCUUCGACGAAGUUAUGACACAUCUUAGAGCUGCCGGUCUGAAAGCAGAGGAGCGGCGCAAACUUUGCGAGGAUGUGCUUGGACCGUUGAGUGACGACCUGUUCUACAGGCUGUACCACACCGCUAAGGAGCUGGUGGACUUUGGCACAGGGGACGCGCCGCGCGACUCCACAGGCGUGACAGAUGACCCCGCGGGCAUUGCGGUCGUCUUUGACGAGGACGAUGAGGAUGAUGAGUCGGACGUGCAUAGCGUAGAGGCGGAGGAAGACGAGGACGACGAACAUGAGGAAUCGCACAUACAGACCAUACGGAAGGACGGCGUUGAGUUCGCUGACACCGACAAGUAUCACCUGCCAAUCAGCAAGAUAGACCCACACUGGCUGCAGCGCGAACUGAAUCUCAUCUUCGGAGACCCGAACUUGGCCGUCGCGACAGAAAAGGAGAUCCUCGCGGUACUGGGAAUCCCGGACAUACAGGAGUGCGAAAAUAAGCUGGUUCUUAUAUUGAAGUACGAGAAUUUCGAGUUCGCGAAGCUCGUGCUCCGGAACCGGUGGAAGAUCAUGUACUGCACCAGGCUUGGGCAAGCGCAGACGGACGAAGAAAAGGAGGCGAUAUUUGACGAAAUGAAGCAGGUACAGGAGGGUAUUGAGGUGCUGCAGGAGCUUGAGGAAGUGCACCUGCGCCGCACCAAGGACCAGGAGCUCACCCUAAACGUGACCAGAGAGGCAGCUAACCUGGCGCGACAAAACGCCAAACGUGAGGGCAAUGAGUUGCAAGACGGUGACGAAGAAGAGCUCAUUCCGGAACCAACUGCGAUCCCAGAGGAUAUCGCACAAGCUGGACACCCGACUGUUGUUGACCUAGAGGCGCUAGCAUUUAAAGACGGAGCGCAGCACAUGACCAACACUCGCGUUGUGCUCCCACCGGAGUCGGAACGCGUUGAACACAAGUCGUACGACGAAGUUAUCAUCUAUCCGCUGGAACGUCCGAAGGAUUUACAGCGGAAAUCGAUAAAAACCCUGCCCGAAUGGACCCAUGCUGCAUUUCCAGGGGUCGAUUCGCUUAAUCCAGUGCAGUCUGUCAUUGCGGAGAUCGCAUUCGAGCACUUCGAGGAGAACAUGCUCGUAUGUGCCCCGACUGGGGCGGGUAAAACGAAUGUUGCCGUGCUUGCCAUGCUCAGCGUCAUGUCCCAGCAUAGGGAUGAAAAAGGCCAGUUGAACUUGAAUGACUUCAAGAUCGUUUACGUUUCGCCUAUGAAAUCGCUGGUCAUGGAACAGGCGCAGUCUUUCACUCAACGUUUUGCGCCUUACGGGCUCAACGUCCGCGAACUUACGGGUGACAUGAGCCUGACGCGAAACCAGCUGAUGGAGACCCAGCUACUGGUAGUCACACCCGAGAAAUGGGACGUAGUCACGCGCAGGAGCGGCAUGGAGAAUUCAGUGCAACUGAUAAUCAUCGACGAGAUCCACCUGCUGCAUGACAAGAGAGGACCCGUGCUCGAAUCGAUUGUAGCACGUGCCAUGCACAACGACAGGAAGAACAAGAUGAAGACGAGGCUGGUGGGACUAAGCGCAACGAUGCCCAACUACACGGAUAUCGCUGACUUCCUCAAAGUAAAUCCGGAUCGUGGUUUGUUCUACUUCGGCAACCAUUACAGGCCGGUUGGAUUAGAGCAGCGCUACAUCGGCAUCAAGGAGAAAAAGGCCGUAAAGCGUUACAAUUGCAUGAAUGAAAUCGUGUACGAACGGGUAAUGGAAGAUGCCGGUAAGAACCAGAUACUUGUCUUCGUCCACAGCAGGAAGGAGACGGCACGUACAGCCAAACUGAUUAGGGACAUGGCUUUCAAAACAGACGCGCUCAACAUAUUCCUACACAGUGACAGCGCGUCACGAGAAAUUUUGGCUACAGAAGCUGAAGCCAUCAAAACAGCUGAGCUGAGGGAGCUCCUUCCAUACGGGUUCGGCAUACACCACGCAGGGCUGCCGAGAUCCGACAGGAAGUUGGUUGAGGACCUGUUCUCGGACGGGCACAUACAGCUGCUCAUAAGUACAGCCACACUUAGUUGGGGUGUGAACCUUCCGGCACAUACCGUCAUCAUCAAGGGCACUCAGGUUUACUCUCCAGAGGAAGGAUGCUGGACAGAGCUCUGCCCAUUAUCGGUACAGCAAAUGAUGGGUCGCGCCGGGCGUCCGCAGUUUGACAAGGAAGGAAAGGGUAUAAUUAUUACCGCGCAUGAAAAACUGCAAUUCUACCUGUCGCUAAACAACCAACAGCUGCCGAUUGAAAGCCAGCUUGUGAGCAGCCUCCCGGAGUUGCUCAAUGCCGAAGUCGUUCUGGGUAACGUGACCACACGUAAGGACGCGGUAAUAUGGUUACGCGAUACGUAUUUCGCUGUAAGAAUGCGUAAGGAACCACGGUUAUAUGGAGUAAUCGAGGCUGAAGAUGAAGGUGAUGACGAGGAGGAAAGUGGGAAUUCGACGACUAUUGACGAACAACUGUUCGACAUUAGGUUGGAGUCAUUGGCUCAUUCCGCACUUAUUGAGCUUGACAAGUACGCGCUGAUACGUUAUGAACGCCGCAGCGGGGCCAUCAAGUCGACGCCGCUCGGACGUAUAGCAAGUCUGUACUACCUAAAGCCCCCAUCCGUUAAGACGUACGUCGACAAUAUGAAGGCCGACCUAUCCGAUUCCGAUAUAUUAAAAGUGUUCUCAGCGAGCGCCGAAUUCAAAUACAUUCCGGUCCGUGAUGAAGAGAAGGUCGAAUUGGCUGGACUCAUGGAAAAAGUACCCAUACCAGUCAGAGGACAGGGCCAGGAGGGAACCAGCAAGGUAGCCGUGCUGUUGCAGAGCUACAUAUCCAGGUUCGAUCUGGACGGAUAUGCGUUAGUAUCCGAGAUGACGUUCAUCACGCAGAAUGCCGGGAGAAUUAUUCGCGCACUGUAUGAAAUCGCACUCAACAAUGCGUGGAGCCAGCUUGCACAAAGGCUGUUCGACUUGGGGAAGAUGGUGGAGAGACGCAUGUGGUCGGUGAUGUUACCACUGCGUCAGUUCAAAUCACUUCCCGAGGAAUUAGUGCUCAAGCUGGAGAGAAACGAUUUCGGGUGGGACAGAUAUUACGACCUGAGCAGUGUGGAACUUGGGGAGUUGUGCAGGCAGCCUAAACUUGGCAAGACCAUCCAUAAGCUGAUCCACUUAGUGCCUAGAUUGGACCUUCAAGUAUUCGUACAACCACUAACCCGUGAGAUGCUACGUGUGGAAGUCAACAUCACGCCAGACUUCCAGUGGGACCCCAAAUUGCAUGGCAGCAACGAAAAAUUCUGGUUGUUCGUUGAGGAUGGAAGCGGCGAGAAAAUACUGCACAGCCAAACCUUCGUACUGCUGCCGUUCACUCCAGGUCAUGUGGAAGAUUACUCGGUAUUCUUCACUGUGGAACUAUCGCACCCGCUGUGCUCUCACUACUUUUUGAGGCUCACCUCCGAAAAGUGGAUAGGAAGCGAAUCAAAAAUAUCAAUCAGCUUUAGCCGACUGAUACUGCCCGAGAAGGCGCAGCCUUUCACUGAACUUUUCGACCAACAACCUAGGCCUAUCUCGGCGAUGAUAAACCUACCGGGGGAAGUGGUCGCACUCAACAAGGCGUUUUUCAGAAAGGCUUUCGGUGACAGCCAUUUUAACGCCAUACAAACUCGGGUGUUUGAUGCCAUGUACUCCCAGUCUGAUUCGUUGCUGCUAUGCGCACCAAGCCGGAGUGGAAAGUUCACAUGUGCUGAAAUCGCCAUUACGCGGUGCCUAUGCACGUGUGAAAAUGCGACUGUCGUUGUGGUGUCGCCUUUCAAGACGGUGGCCAAUCAGCGGCUGGAAAGGUUGAGGUACAAGUUUGGUGACAUAUGUCAGGUCAACUCGCUGGUCGGGGAUGUGAAAACCGAUCUCAUGGUGAUUGCGCAGUCGACCAUAGUGGUAUGUACGCCGAAACAAUGGGAUUUUGUAUCACGCAGAUGGAAGAGCAAACAGUGUCUGCAAUCUGUGGACCUCUUUGUGGUUGAAAAUUUGGAGCUUUUGGACGACCCUUCGGUCGGGCCUGAGCUUGAGGUUGCAGUGAGCCGUAUGAGGUUCAUCGCUGCCCAGCUUGAAUAUCCCACGCGAAUCAUCGGACUUGGAGGGCCAAUAUCGAAUGCUUUGGAUGUAGGUGGCUGGAUAGGAGCAACCGCGGCAUCCAUUUUCAACUUCAGACCAAAUUCUCACAGGGCUGUCCUGCCUAAGUUCACCAUCCAGUCGUUCGAUCAGUGGGACAGCGAAACGCGCCGCUUCUCCAUGUUCAACAACGCCUGCAACUUUGUCCUGUCGCACUUCAGGGAAAGCGAUGACGAUAGUUGCUCGGCGCUUAUGUUCACCGUGGAUCGCAGGUUCUGCAGGCUGCUUGCUAUGGAGGUUCUUCUCUCCAUUGAGUACCACGUAGGAGUUACCGGAGCUUCUCCUCUAUUGAAUGAGGCGAGCAAUGAAAUCCUUGCCAAGCUGAUGGCACGUGAGCGCGCACUGAGCAAACUUAUGGAGGGUGGAGUUGGAUACUGCCACGAUGGAUUCAGUGAGGCAGAAAUCAAAGUUAUGGAGGAUCUAUUCCGGCGCGGGCAGAUCAAGGUGCUCGUUGCAACCGCAUCAGCCAUUUGGUCGCUAACAGCGUGUGCGCCGUUGGUAGUGGUGGUGGAUAUUUCAGUGUCGGCAACUAACCGACCCAUAUCGCAAGGCAUAUACCCUCAGAGCGACCUCUUACGGAUGCUCAGCUGCGCCUAUGUGCCCGACGAGCUCAGCACAAUAAAGCCGCAUGCCGUUAUAUUAUACGAGACGUCGAAGCGCAGGUAUCUCUACAAGCUUCUGGAGGAAGCAUUCCCGGUGGAAAGCUGUCUAGAGGCGCGCAUUGAGGAGCUAGUUAAUGCGGAGAUAGUGCAGGGUGCUAUUGAAAACGCCCAGGAUGCCAUCGAUUGGCUCACGUGGACGCUGUACUAUAGGCGGCUCCCCAAGAACCCCAACUUCUACUCGCUGCAAGGCGCUACUGCUCAACACCUCAGCGAACACCUCAGUGAACUCGUGGAAUCAGCUAUAUCAGCCCUGGAAAAAUCGCAAUGCGCUUCGGUCGCGGAUGACACCGUCUCUCCCCUUAACCUUGGCUACAUCGCUGCUUUCUACUAUCUCCGUUGCAGGACCAUAGAGACGUUCGCUAGGUCAGUAACGCCUGAUUCAAACAGGGACUCCAUCUUGGAACUCCUUGCCACUGCGGAGGAGUUCGCCGAUAUCGUGGUCAGGACGGGCGAACGGAUAGGCAGCCAGAAGCUGGCCGAGGGCAAUACGCCGCAAAAGGUCAAAUCACUGCUCAUUGCUCACAUGGAUCGCACGCCUCUGACCAACGACCUCCAGAGUGACCAACGAACAGUGCUGGAAAAAAUGCCAUCCCUGCUAUGCGCGUUGGUCGACGUGCUCAGCAGUAAUGGGUGGCUAGCGCCGGCGUUGCUUGUGAUGCAACUCGGCCAACGGAUCGUUCAAGCGCUGAAUCCCGCGGACAGUCCACUCAAGCAGCUGCCUCACGCGAGCGCUGCCUGGAUCGGCGACGCGAACAAGGCAGGAGUUCACGAUCUGUUCGACCUCAUGGGAAUGGAGGAUGAUGAGAGGACGCAGCUGCUCAGUGGGUUCACCCAGCAGCAGGCGGCCGCUAUAGCAAUGGUCUGUAAUGCAGUACCCGUGCUUGACGUGCAAUGUGUUCUGAGCGAUGAAAAGGUCGCUCCUCAGCAACCGGUGAACGUCAACCUCAAUAUCGAGAGAGAGGGUGAUAUGGAGCCUGUACACGCUCCUUUCUUCCCUCUGGAGCGCUUCGAGCAGUGGUGGGUUGUCGUGGGAGAGGCCAAAACCAAGGGCCUACUCGGUAUAAAGCGUGUGAACCUCCCCAAGAGCAACAACACCGUCACUGUUGAGUUCGAGGCACCCGCAGUGUCUGGAAAGCACGAGAUAGUGGUGUACGUCGUCAGCGACUCGUACGUCGGCACCGAACAACAGCACACAUUGGUGCUCGAGGUCGUCGCAUGA